CCCUAGAAAUAUUUUGGGGCGCGCGGAGGCGGAGAAGCCAUGGCUCCCGCGCUCGAUGUGUCCGUGUCCUUCGACAAUGUCCGCGACAAGAACAUGAUGCUGCUCAAGAAGCUCAAUGCCGCGAUCUUCCCUGUCAAGUAUCAAGACAACUACUACACGGACGCGCUCGCGUCCGGCGAUUUCACCAAGCUAGCGUACUAUGGCGAUAUUUGCGUUGGAAACAUUGCCUGUCGCGUGGAGAAGAAAGAAAGCGAAACGAAGAUCUACAUUAUGACGCUGGGAGUUCUCGCUCCAUACAGGAACCUGGGAAUUGGAACCAAGCUGCUAAAUUCCGUGCUGGAUUUGUGUCAGCAAGACCCCAAGAUCGUAGAGAUCUACUUGCAC
Messenger RNA from Selaginella moellendorffii, 384 nucleotides. Its product is annotated as N-alpha-acetyltransferase 50. The record is from RefSeq and is a predicted model, not a curated record. Gene Ontology annotation, molecular function: N-acetyltransferase activity. The annotation marks the transcript as partial. Gene Ontology annotation, cellular component: cytoplasm; NatA complex. NCBI's taxonomy places the organism in Eukaryota, Viridiplantae, Streptophyta, Lycopodiopsida, Selaginellales, Selaginellaceae. Gene Ontology annotation, biological process: mitotic sister chromatid cohesion. The transcript is spliced from 3 exons.